AUCGGUUCUAGGCUACGGAGGACACCGCGGAAAAAACGUAGCAGCAGCAGCAGCACCACAAACCCCACGCCGAGAUUUCGUCUCCCCGCUGCGCUAAAACUGCGCGACGAAAGCGGCCCACGACUAUGCCCGGUGCGGCGUUAAAGUGCGGGACGACCACUUGACAGGCCUGGGCGAGGUCUGAGCGGUUGCCGGGAGGGGAAAUACAUUUCUUCAUAUGGGAGAAGCAUGCGGGAAAUGGUCGGAGGUUGCUGCGUGUGUUCAGACGAGCGAGGCUGGGCUGAGAAUCCGCUGGUUUACUGUGAUGGACACGGCUGCAGCGUCGCCGUCCACCAAGCAUGCUAUGGCAUUGUCCAGGUGCCCACCGGACCAUGGUUCUGUCGGAAGUGUGAGUCACAGGAGAGAGCGGCGCGCGGACGGUGUGAGCUGUGUCCACACAAAGAUGGUGCCCUCAAACGAGUCUCUCCGUCAGGCUGGGCCCACGUUGUGUGUGCGCUCUACAUCCCUGAGGUGCAGUUUGCCAACGUCCUCACCAUGGAGCCCAUCAUCCUGCAGUACGUCCCGCAUGAGAGAUACAUCAAGACCUGUUAUAUUUGUGAGGACCACGGGAGGGAGAGCAAGGCUGCCUGUGGAGCCUGCAUGACCUGCAACAGACAGGGCUGCAGACAAGCUUUCCAUGUCACCUGUGCUCAGAUGGCAGGUCUGCUGUGUGAGGAGGAAGGCCCAGAAGCUGACAACGUUAAAUACUGCGGCUACUGCAAGCAUCACUAUAACAAAAUGCAAAAGAAGUUGCGCUCCAGUGAAAAUACAAGCAGCACGUUCAGUCAUUCCAGGGGGCGCUCCAGCUCUCCAUCACAGGACAAACACCACCACCACAGACAGAGGAAGAGUCACAAGGACAAGAUUCGGCAAAAAGAGCGCCACAAGAAGUCCUCCGACAGCCUGGGCUCUUCAGUGACCACCAGCAGUAUAGAAAAGAUAUCCUCCAGUCACCACAGCAACAAGGACAAUGAGGGAAAACCUAAGAAGCUGAGCUCACACAGCCAUGGUCAUCGCAGUAAGAAGACAGGAAGCACUGGCAAGAGCUGCUCCUCCUCCUCCUGCUCCUCCAGUCCAUUCAACACAGGUGGCUCCCUGUCUUCCGCUCAGGACUUCCAUCAGUUCUCAUCGUCCUCCCGCCUGGAGCGCGACCACGACCGAGGCGGUGACGACCACAGCGGUGAGGAGCGCAAGGAGCGUCACAGGAGGCCAGCCGUCCAGGAAGACGAGGACGAAGAGGACGAUGAAAAGGAGGAGGAAAAAGAUGAAGAAGAGGAAGAGGAGGAGGAAGAGGACAGUAAAUUCCACAAGCCACCAGCUUUGACUCCUGCUGAUGGCCCACUGGCAGGGUCACAGGGUCACGACAGGUUGGAGGGCAACUCGAGCCCUCACAAGGCAGGAGUCCACCGGAUUUCCACCUUUGGGUCCAUUAUGCGCAUCACCACCUCAUCUGGGCUGGGCAGCAGCAGCAAGAUCCGGAAGAUCUCCUCCUCAGGGGACUACAAACCCUCCAAGUCUCUCUGUAAACCAUCUCAGCUGAGCACGCCGCCUAUCCUGGAGGAGGCAGACCUGGAGGACAAAGCCACGCCCCCGCCGCUGCCAAGAGAGAGGAGGCACCGCGGCAACAAGAAGAGCAGCCACGGCCCAGGGCGCCCGCGGGGCAGCAAGAACCGGGAGAGGAGGGAAGAGGAGCAUCACCACCACCAUCACCACACAGCGCCGCCUCCUCCUCCAGCCUUAACCUCCUCACUCUACCCAAGUCCAUCCUCCAUCCCCCACCCCGCCUUCCCCUCCACGCUUCCUGCCACCACCCUCUCUUUCUCUUCCUCUUCUUCCUCUUCUUUCUCCUCCUCCUCUGCCGGCAGUUUUUCCACAAGCCGUGGCAUCUCACUGCUCGGCUCCGGUAUCUACUCCAGUCUCAAGGACCCUCUCACGCUGGGCGGGGGUGUCUGCAGUACCCCUCUCUCCCUGGGUGGAGGGGUGUGUAGCACCUCCUUGUCCCUGGGAGGGGGUAUGUGUAGCACCCCUCUCUCCUCAGGACUCCUUCAAUCCCACGUCUCCCCACUUCCACUUCCGUCAGUAAGCGCUGUCUCAAACACACAGGUCCAUCCAGGUUCCAGCACCUCCUAUAGCCUGACCUCCACUCAGCCUUUCGCCAGCUGUCUCCCCACAGCCCAGACACUGCCGCCACUACUGAGCCAAGCCCAGACCUCACUGCCAGAGUCCGACCUCGAUGACUGUCGCUUCCCAUGUCAGGGGAACUCACCGAGAGAGAGUCUUUCUUCACAGUCUCCUAUGAGCUGUCUUCCUCUUCUGUUUGACCAGAGAGAUGGUUUGGGUGCAGGAGUCAGAGCCCGUCCUGAGAACGUCCCUCCAGCCAGCUCUCACAUUGAGCUUCUGUUGGAGAAGCAUGGCAACGGAGAAAUGGGAGUCAACAUUGUAGAGAUGCUCCAGUCACUCCACUCCCUGCAGCAGGAGAACCAGCGCCUCCAAGAUCAGAUCCUCAGCCUGACGGCCAAGAAGGAGCGGCUGCAGCUGCUCAACACAGAGCUGGCCGUGCCUUUCCCUCCACACAUCCUUUCCGCCCAGGGCUCCAUGCACACCUCUGCACAGAUCAACUUCCUAUCAUCCAUCCAAGACCCCCUGAGCACCAAUAAAAGUCCCCUGUCGAAAAGCUGCUUCCUGAAUGACACCUCCUUUGUUACCUCGUCUGAGGAGCUCCACUCUGGUAGUCCUUCCCGCAGUAGCUCUUCCCUCUCCUUUCAGAGCACUCCUCCUCCUCAGCAAAGCCCCGCCUCCUUCGGCCAGCCCCUGCUGAACGGCCUAAGCCGAGGUUUGAACGAUGGUCUGGGGGCCAUCAGUCAAGCCGGCAGCUCCUCUUUGCCCGUGGUGGGCGGGCUCAUGGCAUCGCUCACAGGAAGUCCUCAACUGAACAUGAACGGUGUGCUGGGCAGUCUGAACGGCGUGAUCCAGUCUCCUGUGCAGAACGCCCCUCAGCCCACACUCCCCGCUCUGCGACCCCAGCCUCCACCUCUCAACCCCCAGGCACUGGCACAGGGCUUUCAGCUUCCCAAGAGUGCCAGCCCGUCUUCUCUCCUGUCCGAGCAGCAGAAGCAGCUUCUUCUCGAGCAGCAGCAGCAACAGCAGCAGCUCCAGCAGUUCCUCGCCUCACAGAACUUCACUCCUGAGCAGCAGGUGGUGGUGUGCCAGAUGCUGCAGCAGCAGAGACAGAGGGAACUGCAGCGCCUGACAGGAGCACUCACCUCCACCCCAAACUCACCCAUGAUCGCCCAGUCCCCCAGCCUGCUGUCCUCAGCCACAGCCUCACCCCUGCAGGGCGGCCAGGGAGGCAGCCUCUUUGGCCUGCAGGACAACGCACUUCACAAGCCCGGGACUGCAGGAGAGAAAGGUGGAGACAAGAACGGGUGACGUUUCUCGAUUUCACAGGAGCAGCUCACACGAAGAUACGGGGCGUCACAGCCCACUUGAAGAACUGAGGUCAACUUACAUGACUUUUGAACGUCUUUCCUUCUCUGUCAUCUUUAUCUUACACCCUCUUUUAUGAAUGUAUAACAGGAUGGACUUAAACGUCAAGGUGAAGUUUUUCGUGUUUUGGAAUUCUUUAUAUCAGAGGUUCUUCUCGUAGGUUUUUGUAUAGGCAGCUUUCAGAGAGCAUGAAUACGAUGGUCUCUUGUUAAAUUGCACUAAUUUGUUAGCUAGACCAAUGGGGCUGCUUAUGAAGGCAGAGUUCCUGCUCGUCCCUGCAGGUGCUGUGUAAGGCUUUUGGAUCGAAGUGUGAACUCAAAGUCGGAGCGUCUCUGACUUCUCAAGCACUGACCAAUCAUGAUUUGAGUUUCCAUUCGGUCAGUGAGAAUCACAGAUUUCUGCCACUUCUUGCAACCUCAACUGUCUUCCUCGAUAUUUUGUCUUCCCUUUGUGUUCACCCCACCCACAUUUCAUCCAGAUCUUCUAUAUGUUGCAUCUUCUCACAUGCACUUAUUAUGUAAUGGGUAAAUAUACUGUCAUUUUUGAUGUGCGGUUAGUGGCAUUUCAAUAUUAAGCUAGUUAUUACCUCAGAUCUUUCUGCCACCUACUUUCCAUUGUUGAAGUUUUGUGCUGACUCAUUGCCGCAAUAGCCUUCACUGGAUAUAAAUGCCCACCAAAAAAUCUUGGUGUUAACUCUAAGGUAUGUAAAUUUAAAAAAAAAAAAAAAGGCACAGAACCCACGUGUCCAAAAUGGCGUCCACUAGAGACUGGCACCAACAUGAACGUCGAGCACCAGAUUUUAUUCCAAAUCACCACAAGAGUUUGUAAAGACUUUUAUAUCCUUCCAGUUGCUAUCGAGAUUAAGCAGACGAAACCAAACAUUUGGAAGUUGUAAGUAAGAAAUUAAUUGUUUUUCCUAAACAAGUGUGCACUUUGCAUGUUAGUAGCUAACAGAGCAAAUUAGCCAUUAAACACAGUACCUUAUAAAGGAUGCUUGGUACUUACUAGGCCACUAGGGACUGACAGGUUUUGAUUUAUGUGAGUAUUUUGCACUCCUAUUCUUCCUUAAGUGUCCGUUUUUUGUGUUCCUUUCAUAUACAGAUAUUCUUUUCAUGUUCACCAACUAGUUGUUCUUUUAGCAAUACUGGAUAGAUAAUGCCUUAAUGAUGUUAUAUAUACAGAGAAAACCACAGCCCAAAGGCUUACCCUCUUGUCGUCUUUCUUUGAUUUGUUUUUUUAUCUGGGGUACCUGGAGUGGUACAUUAGUAAAGCGAAAGCACUCUUCUUAAACCCAUUUAUACUUUUGAUAGCUGACUGAUGAUUUCAAGAGUUGAAAUGUGUGAAUAACCGUAUAGUGGUAACUGAAGUGUCAAAUCAUUUUCUAUUGUAAUUUUUGUGUUCAGAUGCAAUGUUCUUUAGUUGUUUGUGCUUCAGAGAACUGAGAAACAAGGACUUAUUGAGAAUCUGACCGUAAAGCUUGCACAGCGGCGUCAUAGGAGACGCCUGCUGUGUACGGACAAGAUGUUAACUAUUAUUAAAGUGCCGUGGCAGCAGUGUAUGAUACAUGUAGCUGUUAUCAGCUGAGCAGAGGUGAAUUGCCAAUGUUGUUACUGUUGACCUUUACUGCAGGCCCGCAAGCCAACGUAGUGACUUUGAUAGGCGUCUCUUUCCUUCCACUCCACUCUAUAAUACGAUGCCUCAGUUUUACUAACAAAGGCCACUCAUAAAGUAAGUGAUUAUUUCACCAUGUUUUCUCCUGUGUUCUUUAACAAUAUUAUCAUAGGACUUUUCAAAUAUUUCUGUUUGCAAUCUUGAACAUGAUCUCCCAUACAUGUGAUACCUUGAGUGCUAGGUCGUUUUAUUAGCAGCUAUAAUGUAGAGGUCAGAAAGGAACUUCAAGCAGCUCACUAGUUGGUGAUAAAUACUGUAGCAAUGACAGAAGGAGAAUGUUGAUUAUGUUGAUAAAGACAUGAGCCAACGCGCUGACAUGACUCCAAGUGGGAGGUCUGCAAUCUACCAAGUAUGUCUUUAUUAUGUAAGUCCAGACACACAACCAUGUCCAAGAGAUUGACUGAAGAGUGCGAAGGAUUUCUGAAGCGGUUUCUUUCUCAUGUUGCACUGGGGCGCUUUGGGCCCAAUUGUAAAUCGUUUUUUAGUACCUUUUCAAUUUUGUUGGAAUACAAGUUGUAUACUUUAAUAUGUUUGUGUAAAAACACAUUCAUUCUUUUAAGCUUUGAAGUUUGGGUAACCAAGAUAAUCCAUGUUCUGAAUGUCGUACUGUGUAUCUUUUAUGUAUUACAACAUUUAAGCACUUGGCUCUGGAUGAGGUCUGAUGGAGAGCGAGUUACCCAUUGGGAUAUGAAUUGCAUGAAAUGCAGUGACGUCUCUCAAAUGUAUUGCUAAAUACCAAGUAAUAACUAUGCAUAAUUUUAAAUGCAUUGUUCCCUGAAAAAAAGAAAUUAAAUGAAAAGAGCACUGAAUUUUAAAAAGGACAAGCAUGUUUGUCAUUGUACAGUGUAUUUGUUUGAGAGAAUUGAUUGAAACGAAUUUGACAAUAUUCAGAUUAAAAGCCCUGUAAAGUAUUUUGAUAUUUUUGUGUGUAAAAUUAAAAGGACGGAUUAAGACAACUUUUUUUGUCAAUAAAUGUAUUUUACUGA
Messenger RNA from Morone saxatilis (striped sea-bass), 6182 nucleotides. Its product is annotated as protein AF-17-like. Gene Ontology annotation, biological process: regulation of transcription by RNA polymerase II. NCBI's taxonomy places the organism in Eukaryota, Metazoa, Chordata, Actinopteri, Moronidae. The record is from RefSeq and is a predicted model, not a curated record. The coding region runs from base 229 to 3468 and encodes 1079 amino acids. The transcript is spliced from 20 exons. Gene Ontology annotation, cellular component: nucleus. Gene Ontology annotation, molecular function: nucleosome binding; histone binding.